UUAGUCACUAGGGAGAGACCUUUCAACAAGGAAAACAGCUGGUUGACUCCGGGUCCAACAGCAGUCAAACAGGCAGGGGCAGCCAGCCGCAGUUAUCCUCAUCAACCGCACGCCGGUCUGCGGAUCACAUCGUCCACGGGAUGGAUAACGACAUCGCCGAACCGGACCCAUCCCGGCAGCACAAUGGUGUCGUGGAAGGGCUUUAUGGAGAAUUCACGGACUCGCUCAACGCAAAGGUCAGAUAUUCUGUCAGUUUGACUGAGAGUGCUCUCACUAUUCAAAAGAUCUCAUCGUCACCUGGACAGGAUGAGGUGGUUUUCCAUUUAGCUGACUGUCUUGGCUGCCGGGCUUAUAAAGUGGAGGACGAAGCUGACGUUGGGGCGUUCUUUACAGCCUAUUUCUACCCGUUCAAGAGGCGAUGGAUAAGUACAGGCAUGACCCGGCAGAAAGUAGAGCAGUGCUUUCGGGUCGCACUGGUCCAGGACCCUCUCACCAAUCUUCAAGAGGCAGAGAGAUGGGCGCGUGCCAUCAGAGAGGCUUCUAUCCGCCAGAUACCCCGACGACAUGAUGUGAAGUACUAUGAGGUACGGCGGCCCUGCAGGGUCAUGGUUCUGGUGAACCCCCAGAGUGGGCGGGGCCAGGCUCUCCAGCUUUUCUCUGGGCAAAUCGAGCCCAUGCUCACCGAGGCUUCAGUCCCCUACACACUGGUCAUCACUGAGCACCAGAACCAUGCGAGGGACCUGGUGAGAGAGACUGAUCUGUCACAGUGGGACGCUCUGGUCAUCCUGUCAGGAGACGGGCUGCUGUUCGAGGUGUUGAAUGGUCUUCUGGAGAGAGAGGACUGGGAGGAGGCCAUCCAGACCCCAUUGGGCAUCUUACCAGGGGGCUCGGGCAACGCCCUGGCAGCCUCCGUCCACCACUACACUAAGUCUCCCCCGGCCUGGGGUAAGGAGCUGCUGCUGAGCUGUGGCUUCCUGCUGUGUAAAGGCCUGGUGACUCGGCUGGACCUGGUCUCUGUCCACCUGGCCUCCAGCCAGCGCAUCUUCUCCUUCCUCUCCCUGGCCUGGGGCUUCGUGGCCGACGUCGACAUCGAGAGCGAGAAGUACCGCCUCGUUGGCCCCAUGCGAUUCCUGGUGGGUACGCUGAUGCGCCUGGCCUCCCUCAAGGUAUAUCAGGGUAGGCUGGCAUACCUGCCUGCUCCUCCCUUCACACCCCAAAACUCCUCCCUCUGCUCCUCUCUACCCUGUGGGCCCAACAACUCCCCCAAUCAGAACUCUCGCCACAACCACAGCACAAACUCCAACCACAACACCGCCCACAACUCCUCCAACAUUGCCAUCACAACCAUGAGGACCGAGCCCCAACCAGUCAACCAGAAGGGGCCUCCUGACUCGCUCCUACCAGCCUUAGAGCAGCCGGUGCCUGAUCAUUGGACAGUAGUGAAUGAGGAAGACUUUGUACUGGUAUUGGCCAUGUUCCAGUCCCACUUGGCUGAGGACCUGUUUGCCGCCCCUGGGGCCGCAGCAGACGACGGCUUCAUCCACCUGUUGUACGUGCGUGCAGGCAUCUCCAGGCUAGCCCUGCUCACACUCUUCAUGACCAUGGAGAAGGGGGGCCACCUGGCUAUCGGCUGCCCACACCUUGUGUAUGAGAGGGUGAAGGCCUUUCGCCUGGAGCCUCUGUCCCCCGAGGGAGCGAUCACUGUGGACGGGGAGAUGGUGGAGUACGGGCCAGUACAGGCCCAGGUUCAUGAAGGAAUCGCCAGGCUCAUCUCAGGCUGAGAAUCUACUCGGAGAGUCUGUCCUCCCCACAGCUCUGACUUCUCACUCCCUUUCUUACUCUGUCUACUGUAUAUACAAAGUGCCAAAGACAUUAUAUCAGCCUUUGGAAAAUCCCCCCUCUUUUUUUCUACAGAUAUAGAUACUGAAUGUAUCUGUGUCCUGUUGUUUAGAGAUCCUCCAUUUCCUCUCCAUGCUUCAUUCAGGGUCAAAGCCAUGGGUGUUCUUGCAGCUGGCUGGUCUCAGCUAAGAGUGUGUGUGUAUGAUAGUGUGUUGUGAGCGGUGUGUUUAGUAGGGAGGGGCCCAUGGCUGAGGAGUACCUUGUGUGCACCGCUGUCUGACUUAAUAAGUGUGACACACGUGAAGAGAAUCACAUUCUUCUGUCCCGCGAGGAUGUGGCAGGCAACCAGCUCUACGCCCGCUAUCUAGCCCCGGGGUAAUCAUUCUGUGGAGGAUGAGACACGGGCCUGACAUGAAGAUCUUCCCACCUCAUGAUAUACUGUUCGAGUCAUGGAUGUAGGUUCUCUAUGGAGAAGCACAACGUUGGAGAAUGCAGCAUUGUGGACCUCCACCAAUGAUAUUAGGUUACUCUUCUCUCUCUCAUCAGUGAAAACCUCCACUUUACCUCUUCGUUUAAUGGAUGGGGUGGAAGGGGUUAGGUGCUAGUGAGGUCGUGUUCAAGCAGCGUGGAGGUUCAGGAACCUGGCCAGAGGUUGUUGAGGUUGCCUUCUUAUAUAUCUUGCCUGUCUCCUACCCUGCUGCUGCUGCAGCUCUAGCCAACAUGCUUCUUGCUGCUGCUGCAGCUCUAGCCAACAUGCUUCUUGCUGCUGCUGCAGCUCUAGCCAACAUGCUUCUUGCUGCUGCUGCAGCUCUAGCCAACAUGCUUCUUGCUGCUGCUGCAGCUCUAGCCAACAUGCUUCCUGCUGCUGCUGCAGCUCUAGCCAACAUGCUUCUUGCUGCUGCUGCAGCUCUAGCCAACAUGCUUCUUACUGCUGCUGCAGCUCUAGCCAACAUGCUUCUUGCUGCUGCUGUAGCUCUAGCCAACAUGCUUCUUACUGCUGCUGCAGCUCUAGCCAACAUGCUUCUUACUGCUGCUGCAGCUCUAGCCAACAUGCUUCUUGCUGCUGCUGUAGCUCUAGCCAACAUGCUUCUUGCUGCUGCUGCAGCUCUAGCCAACAUGCUUCAUGCUGCUGCUGCAGCUCUAGCCAACAUGCUUCUUGCUGCUGCUGCAGCUCUAGCCAACAUGCUUCUUGCUGCUGCUGCAGCUCUAGCCAACAUGCUUCCUGCUGCUGCUGCAGCUCUAGCCAACAUGCUUCUUGCUGCUACUGCAGCUCUAGCGAACAUGCUUCUUGCUGCUGCUGUAGCUCUAGCCAACAUGCUUCUUGCUGCUGCUGCAGCUCUAGCGAACAUGCUUCUUGCUGCUGCUGUAGCUCUAGCCAACAUGCUUCUUGCUGCUGCUGCAGCUCUAGCGAACAUGCUUCUUGCUGCUGCUGUAGCUCUAGCCAACAUGCUUCUUGCUGCUGCUGCAGCUCUAGCCAACAUGCUUCUUGCUGCUGCUGUAGCUCUAGCCAACAUGCUUCUUGCUGCUGCUGCAGCUCUAGCCAACAUGCUUCUUGCUGCUGCUGUAGCUCUAGCCAACAUGCUUCUUGCUGCUGCUGCAGCUCUAGCCAACAUGCUUCUUGCUGCUGCUGCAGCUCUAGCCAACAUGCUUCUUGGACCACCUCCUUCCUGACACACAACACACAGGCUUGACUCUCCCUUUCAGAUCUGGAGCACUUAGCAAGGAGGGGGAUGGUCUCGUCUGCUACAUAUGAUCCCUUUCUUCUAGCUGUGUUAAGAUUGUACUCCAUCCUCCUUCACAAGAUUUUGGAGCCAUCAGCACCUAAUGUGUCCUUAUUCUGAAGCUUUAUGGGUGAAUGAAAAAUACUAGCUGAUAGAACUAUAAGCAGUUGAAGAAGAUACAGCACAUUGUCGAUUUUUAUGAACGUUUUUAUUGUAGAUAAAAUAAUAUAAAUAUUUCUGUUGUUUUCUGUCCAAGCACACACUAAGAAGGGAAACAGGGUUUUGCACUACGCAGCACUGCAUAGGUCAGUGGGUUUUGCACAUUGACUCGAUCAAUAAGAGUUGGAGCGACCAGGCCAGAGUGCUGUGCUCUCUGCUGGGGCCUUUUUCUUGUCAGGGCGGAGAUGAUGAGCUUAGUGCACUGGAGCAGAUGUGAGCAUAAUCAUCAGUUCUACUCGCACCAGUUCAUGCCAAGUCGGGUUCACCCCAGAGAUAUAACAAUUACUGGUUUAACUAAUCCUAGAGCCCACACUUGGUUUGGUUUGGAUCAAAAUGUCAUAUGGGUGGAAUGGUUUUAAUGUACUGUAUAAUGAAUCUAAAAGGAUGCUUAAAAUGACUCUUCCUGAAGGUAUGCUGACUGCAGAUGUGAUAUUAACUUCUCCCAUUCUGAUUUCAAUCUUCCAUUUCUGUGCCAGUACCUGACUUUGAUAUGCCUUUAGAUAAAUAAAAGUUCAAGUUUUAUUUGUCACAUGCACCAGUACAGUGAAAUGCUGGAUAAAUAAUUUAUGAUAAAAAUAUUAAACAUACUGUACGGUACCUUUUACCCCAUACAUACCUAUCUACCUACCUAAUCCUCAUGUGUCAGGCUCUGCUGGUGGUGUUGACAAGGUCAUAGACCAUGCAUACACAAGUAAAAGCACAUAUCCAAAUUGAGAGAUUAGCUAUGCAAAUUAUUUUAAUGUGGCCCGUUCUAGGACGCCUCACUGCUCUUUAUGCAGUGUGAGGGGUCCCCCUAGUGGAUUUACCUUAACCAGUCAUUGCAGUGCAAGUGGUGGAAGUUCUGACAAAGUACUUGCACAUUUGUUUCUAUGGUACAACAGUAGUAAUGUAUAAAAUCUUAUGAUAGCUCACUUUCAUUCAUUGUAUGUUUGGUUGCAUUGAUUCACUAGCAUACUGGUAUCCAGGUUAUGAAAACAAUUACGAGCCAUUUUGAAUUAAACUACAAUCACUUAUCAUAUUUCCAUCUGAAUAUCAAAAACCUGCAUUUGAAUCACCUCAGGUACGGUAGCUCAUGCUAGACAGUGUAUACUGAGUAUCAUCUCUCCUCAACCGAAUAUAAUCUCUCCUCAACCGGACAGACAAGCGGACAUCCAUUGCUGACCCUGGCUGACCCUAGUGACUGUUAUGUAAUAUGUACAAAAAACAAACCAGUCUCAACACAUCUGAGUGGAGUAAUUGCAAUUGUGUUGAACUACUGUUAUCUUCUGUGUCCUGUCCCCUUGGCUGGUAGGGUGGACUGUGGAGUGACUACAUCAUAGUACUGUUAUGUUCUGUGUCCUGUCCCCUUGGCUGGUAGGGUGGACUGUGGAGUGACUACAUCAUAGUACUGUUAUGUUCUGUGUCCUGUCCCCUUGGCUGGUAGGGUGGACUGUGGAGUGACUACAUCAUAGUACUGUUAUGUUCUGUGUCCUGUUCCCUUGGCUGGUAGGGUGGACUGUGGAGUGACUACAUCAUAGUACUGUUAUGUUCUGUGUCCUGUCCCCUUGGCUGGUAGGGUGGACUGUGGAGUGACUACAUCAUAGUACUGUUAUGUUCUGUGUCCUGUCCCCUUGGCUGGUAGGGUGGACUGUGGAGUGACUACAUCAUAGUACUGUUAUGUUCUGUGUCCUGUCCCCUUGGCUGGUAGGGUGGACUGUGGAGUGACUACAUCAUAGUACUGUUAUCUUCUGUGUCCUGUCCCCUUGGCUGGUAGGGUGGACUGUGGAGUGACUACAUCAUAGUACUGUUAUGUUCUGUGUCCUGUCCCCUUGGCUAGUAGGGUGGACUGUGGAGGGACUACAUCAUAGUACUGUUAUGUUCUGUGUCCUGUCCCCUUGGCUGGUAGGGUGGACUGUGGAGGGACUACAUCAUAGUACUGUUAUUAAUAUUCAAAUACUGCUGUAGUCUUCUCAUUGCAUUCAUGUCAUUUUGUAUGUCAUCAUUCCCGUGUAGGAGAGAGAUCUAUAUUUUUUCCAGGGUUUCAUUUAGUAAGAACCACAACUAAAUACAUGAAUCAUGCUGUAUCGACUGUCUGAAUGGUAAUAAAAUUCCCAAAUUCUUCAAGA
Salvelinus fontinalis (brook trout) is the source of this 5884-nucleotide messenger RNA. RefSeq names its product sphingosine kinase 1-like. Gene Ontology annotation, cellular component: intracellular membrane-bounded organelle; membrane; cytoplasm. Gene Ontology annotation, biological process: sphingosine biosynthetic process; cellular response to growth factor stimulus; negative regulation of apoptotic process. Lineage: Eukaryota; Metazoa; Chordata; Actinopteri; Salmoniformes; Salmonidae. The transcript has 5 exons. The record is from RefSeq and is a predicted model, not a curated record. The coding region runs from base 141 to 1781 and encodes 546 amino acids.